Caenorhabditis briggsae is the source of this 1044-nucleotide messenger RNA. The record is from RefSeq and is a predicted model, not a curated record. Bases 1 to 1044 code for a protein of 347 amino acids. Lineage: Eukaryota; Metazoa; Nematoda; Chromadorea; Rhabditida; Rhabditidae. The transcript has 5 exons.
AUGGAGUUGGAGCCGUUGUCAUAUGACCCUGUAAAACAUGUUCUUCGCCAUCUGAAUCUGAUAACAAGAGAAAAAAUCCACAUGAAAAUACCAGAUCUGCGAAAAACCAAUGAGUUCAUUCCAUAUAACUUAAAAUCGGUCACCCUCGGCAACCAUUAUUUAGAUGUUGAAGGAAGAGAAUGGAAUAUUAUGGCGGCUCAUGAAGAAGUUCAUGAGCGUCAAGUUGAUCCAGAAGACGGCAAUAUUGGGAACAUUGUCACCUAUAUUGAUAUUCUCGGAAAAUCUUCUGUUCGAUUCAAUUCAGGUGGAUACAGAUUCAAGCAUGACGUUGAUGGAGGUCCUGACGAUUCAUUCAAGAAAUUGGUGGAUGGUUAUUUGGAGAAUGGAACGGUUAUUGAUCAAUUUUCGAUUUUUAGUUUCCCGACUUGUUGGGAAGGAAGAGAUCCGGAGAAAUUUAGAAUUCGAGUAAAUAAGUUGAAUGCCAGAAAUUCCGACUGGGAAACUUUCCGUAAAUUUCUUCCCUAUUUCGAUCAAAGCAUUCCAUUAAGACAAGUUGGAUUCACAUUUCGCAAUGUGUUCGUUCAAUUCUUCAAUGAACCAAUGAUUUUAAAUAGCCAGAGAAUCGUUCUCUAUUUCCCGUACUAUGACCCAGAUCCAAUCGAUGAUCUUUUCCUGACUCUGCCGCACAAACACAUUUCAAUCACUUAUCUGAAUUUUCCUAUCGAGAAAAUUCGAGAGUUGGCUGCUCAUUGGAAGGAAACUUCGAAACCGAUCGGGCAAACAUUUUUAUUGGUUAUUGAGCACUACAGCUAUGUUAUUGAAGUUCACGAUCAUUUGAAGCAACAUCUGGGGGCCAUCCCUUCCAAAGUUAUAAGUCUUGGAACUAGUUACUUCGCUCAUUCUGUCACAAUCCCCAUUAAUGAAGAGUUGGAGAUUGUUGUGUAUGGUGGAAAAGCGACAAUGAAAUGGCCUCCAUUUAUAUGGACAUUCAAGAUGGAAAUCAUGUCCCGUGGAUCCACUGUUCCUAAACCAUUGCCUCAAUAA